AUGGCUGACCAGAUUGCACGCAUUGUUCCUGAGAUUGUCACUAAAAUCCAGGGAUCAAACACUCCUCCCUCCUCUGUUGACUCGAAAGCGGUCCAACUUAAGCUUGUGAGCUUCAACUACAAGCACUUUGUCUCCUACAACCCUAAGCCUUUCACGGGCAGUGAUGGGGUGACUGCAAUGUUGGAGUGGUUCGACAACAUUGAAGUUACUUUCAUCAACAACGAGUGCCCUGAGCAUCUUAAGACUAGGAUUGCUACUGGUGUUUUCCAAGGCCGAGCUUUGGAAUGGUGGACCAAUGAGAGAAACAUCCGCUCCAAUGAUGAAGCCUAUGCUUUACCGUGGGCCAAGGUUCGAGAACUGAUGAUGCUUGAAUUCUGCCCUCCUCAUGAGCAACAAAAGCUUGAGGAUGAGUUCUGGCAUCUGAAACAAGUAGGUGAUGACAAUCUGGCCUAUACUACCUGUUUCAAGCAGCUCAGCAUAAUUGUGCCUCAUUUGGUGUCUACUCCUAAGCGCAUGGUCACCAAGUACAUUCAUGGGUUACACUCUGCCAUGCGUGAUUCCAUUGAAGCAACUCAGCUAGACUCCAUCGAAGAAGUUUACCGUUUCGCAGCAAGUCUAAACAACAACCGUGUUCGUGAUCAACAGUUUGGCACACCUGCCCCCUCAAAACCAGCUAACCAGAUCACCCAGCAAUCAAGUGGUGGCAAGAAUAAGAAACGAAAGUCCCGAAAUUCUGGCUGCAAUGCGAUUGUGCCUGCUACAACUCCAAACCCUGCUUCUCCUUAUAACACCAAGAAGUCGUACACUGGGGUUCAUCCCAAAUGCGACACCUGUCACUAUCAUCACCCUGCCAACUCAGCAUGUCGCAACUGUACCUCCUGCAACUGCUAUGGUCACACUGCUCCUUACUGUCGCCAGACCAACCAAGUUCAGCAAGCUCCCCAGAAUCCCAAACCACCAAACAACGCUCAAUCCUGCUACAAGUGUGGUGAUACCACUCAUCUCCGUCCCCAAUGCCCUCAGUUGAACCAAGAGCAACCGUAG
Helianthus annuus (common sunflower) is the source of this 1044-nucleotide messenger RNA. RefSeq lists its product as uncharacterized. Bases 1 to 1044 code for a protein of 347 amino acids. The record is from RefSeq and is a predicted model, not a curated record. Gene Ontology annotation, molecular function: nucleic acid binding; zinc ion binding. The transcript has a single exon. NCBI's taxonomy places the organism in Eukaryota, Viridiplantae, Streptophyta, Magnoliopsida, Asterales, Asteraceae.